Molecule: messenger RNA, 8548 nt
Organism: Hippoglossus stenolepis (Pacific halibut)
Lineage: Eukaryota; Metazoa; Chordata; Actinopteri; Pleuronectiformes; Pleuronectidae
Gene: lpin2
Product: lipin 2
Exons: 20
Coding region: 2751-5612 (953 amino acids)
Biological process (GO): cellular response to insulin stimulus; positive regulation of transcription by RNA polymerase II; triglyceride biosynthetic process
Cellular component (GO): cytosol; endoplasmic reticulum membrane; nucleus
Molecular function (GO): transcription coactivator activity; phosphatidate phosphatase activity
Source: RefSeq, a predicted model, not a curated record
CGGAGCCCCGGCUCCAUUCAUCUAGAAACGUCCACUUAUUCAUCUGCUCCACUGUCUCGUGGCUUCAAAUCUGUGGAAAUGUCGAGCGGCGGCUCAACAACACACGUUUAUAAAAAAGCUCGUUUUCUGUUCCCUUUUCCGCUUAUUUCCGUGAUUUGUUUUUGUUUCAUUCACGAGUGCGGUUUUUACCGGUUACUCCUAAAACAAGUCAUGUCGGCUUUAGGGUAUGAAAUUGGCACUUUUAGCCAUAAAAGCUCGGGCUAACGUCAUAUCUGUGCGUUAUGUGUGAAGCUAGUUAGCUUGUUUGGGUUAUACAGGAGUCUAUCGUAACAGUGCUGCCACCUCACCAUCCAACCCCACCUGCCUCUGAGCGGCUGGUUCGAAACCACAGUAGUUUACAAAGUCUAUUGGGAGAAACCCAGUUCUGUGAGGCUCUUAAUGUAAAUGUGGUGGUGUGUGUGAUACCCUCCCACUGAUACUGUCAUUCAAUCACAAACACUCAAGUCAGGCCAUCGCCUCGCCAUUCAAGUGGGUGACCUUACAAAACCUUAAAUCAGCCUUGUUAUGAAACCAGUUUACUGGGUCUUCUCGCCACUGGUGUUGAGUCCCAACACAACAGGCUCCUGUCAUAAAUGUCCACUUCUUGUUGAAAGUGUUUUUAAAAAGGUGUAAAAUCUAAUUAUUUGGUUUUUUAGAGGCUGUACUUGGUGGAGGUGUUGACACAGAACUGUCUUCACUAUCAAUCAAUUCACAAUCAAUUAAUCUAUUUAAUAAUCUAGUGAUUCUCCUGAAUGUGCAUUCUAUCUAUAACGUCAAUAAAUAGGGGGACAGAGGAUACAUGUUUAAAAAGGUCAUUACAGGAGCUUGUUUAAUUCGAUCAUUAGUCCAAAACCUAAAUGUUUAGUCUUGUAUUAAUGACAAAGAAAAGUGUUAAAUCCUAACAUUUGAAUGAAUUAGAAGCAAUAAGUAUCACUCAAAUUUACUGAAAUGAUUAAUUGAUUUAAAAACAGUUUUGUCAGGUGAUGAAUCAAAUAAUCGCCAUGAUUCUAAAGCAAAAUUAGAUUAACAGUGAUACUAUAUCCUUCAAAAUUACCAUAACAAUUGAAUUAGCAUGUCUCUAAAAGGGUUUAAAGAGCGAUUGGACAUUAUUACCAUCAUGAUAUUAGGAUUUAUUGCAGGGCUAAGUGUACCUAAUAAUCUGGCAGCUGUUUAAACAGUUAAGUUUGCAAUCUUUCUGGGGGUUUUUAUCGCGAAAUUCACAACAUUCGGAAAGUUGUCUGAAAACAAGCAAUUGAAUGGUUGAAUCAAUUUCAACAUUCCUUUUGAAAACGCUUUGUUUUUUUAUUAAUGCCCCGCAAUCCAACCCCAGACUGUUUUUCUUUGGCAGUGGUUGUCAUGAUUUAUCUCACUCGCAUAAUAAGUGGGCUCAUUUCAUGCAGUUUGCUGUAACCUAAUACUUGAGAGGGUAACAUGAACCUUGUGUGGUCUCGUUGGCCGCAGCUUGGUCGCAGGACUCAAGCCUUUGUCAGCCACUCAAAGUGAGUGUGCUUGAGGUAACUCCACGUGUACACACCAUAAUAAUCAAGUUAGGGUGAAAUUAGAACCAUAAUACUUGCAUGUAGUUUGCACUUAGCAAUACAAUGUUUAUUCUGUCUAAGUGUAUUCGGCCAUUGUCAUGACUCAUUACAAGUCAUGUAAUUUUCACUUCUAAAAGGAAAGUAUCUCUUCUAAAGAAUUUGACAAGAGCCCUGAAUGGACGGACCCUAACACAGGAGGAAGAUGAACCAACAGCCCUCAUCUCAGUGGGCCUCUGUUUUCACUGGUCUUGUUUACAAAAGGCUUAGCAGAUGGGAGAGUGGGGAUGAGGCCUUUAAUGGAGGAGUCUCAUGACUUAUGUUAUCUCAUGAACUCACUUAGGAGCUAAACCAGGCAGGAGGAUGAUGGUAUUGGCGCCACAGAGGAUCUUCUGAUGACAAAAACAUAUCUGAAUUCUCCACUGCUUGGAUGUCAGUCACAUGAAUGUAUCCACUCUAUACAGAUAUGAUUGAAUUAGCACUUUGGCUAAUUCUAGUAAACUGUGGUGUUAUGUAAAGAAUUCCUGAAGAGAAAUUGAUUGACGGGACUUUUGCAGGAGUUUUACCUGUUUUAUCUUUGCAAUCACAUGGCCAGGAUGUCAAAAAGGGUAAAGUGCGACUUGUAGUAGAGAUCCACUGCACUGAACACCCCAUUGGUCGAGUCCUGCAGCCACUCGCUGUCCGGCUCCCCUUGAUUAGUCAUGCACAAUAACAAGCACACGCUGCAACUAUUGUACCAAACAUGUGACUGACUGUGCUCGAACGUCAUGUUGCAGAGUACUGCUCGGCCUUUUUCCCUGAGCUUUGCUCUUAUCAGGGAAAAACACUGUUGGCAGAAAAUCAGCUGACCCUUAUCAGCCACACACCGCUACCUCAAAGAGGCCAUCCCAUUGGCUGGAGGCUUUGUUUCAUGUUAGAUGGCAGGAGCACAAAUGCAUAUCCUGAAAAGUAUACCCAAGAAAAGGAUGACAAAGUUUAUGACACUGUUGCAUAAACUCCGUUGGCGUGAGAUAGAGUAUCAGUGUUUAUGCCUGGGAAGGUAUAUUCAUAGGUGAUAAGGUGGGCUACAUUUGAGAUUGGAUUCAGGAUGGCAGUGAGGCAUUAUUGUCGUAGUCUUAGAGAGGAAAACACUGGUUCCAGUGGAGUAUCCUGAUGUGGGUAAACUAGGAGCUGGUGAUGAAGAGGUCGAGAUCAUGGGGGGGUAGGGAGCUGCUGGGAAGCAACACAGAGGACAACACAGACAACAGUGAGCAGGACGAGUCCUUGUCUCUGAGGUCGUCUUGGUCCCUGGCGUACACUAUGAACUACGUGGGCCAGCUGGCAGGUCAGGUGCUUGUGACCGUCAAAGAGCUGUAUAAGGGCAUUAAUCAGGCCACAUUAUCGGGCUGCAUCGAUGUUGUGGUUGUCCGCCAGAGAGAUGGCACGUACCAGUGCUCACCCUUUCAUGUGCGCUUCGGCAAGCUGGGCGUACUUCGCUCCAAAGAGAAAGUUAUUGACAUUGAAGUGAAUGGAGAGCCCGUAGACCUGCACAUGAAGCUUGGUGACAAUGGAGAGGCCUUUUUCGUCCAGGAAACAGAGCAGCUGGAUCAGAUUGUCCCAGCCCACCUGGCCACCUCCCCAAUCCCCACUGAGAGUCACCUGUUCUGGAUGUCGGAGGUGGAGCACAGGGCACCGAAAGAUCUAGAGGAUGACCCGGCUGACCCCGAGUACCCCUCGGAGCCUCCUGCUCCCAGCACCGUGGGCACUAAAAAGAAGAAGAGGCGGAGGAAGAAGCAUAAGGGAGACCCCCGACGAGAGGAGCUGACCCCACCCAUGUCAGUCACUACUGGCAACACUAUUGCUGUAAACGCACCUGCUGCUACAACUGCUGCUAUGUCUAGCUCUGUGCAAAAUGAAGAGAUCUUUGAGAUGGACCUGAGCUCUGACGAAGAGGCUGCAGCACACGUUUCUAGGUCCCCUUCAGUAACCACAAUGCGGGACAUUGACCCAAAACUACCUGCAGCCAGACACAGCCUUGAUAGCUAUUCAAUGUCUGAUGGGGACUGGCGGUCAGAUGACAGAAAUGCUUUGUCACAGGCCUUUUCCCCAAAGAGUGACUCUGAACUGGUGGUCAGGCCUUCAGAGAGUUUGCUCAGAGCUGAGUCCCACAUGCAGUGGACCUGGGGAGAGUUUCCAGAAACAACCCGGAUCCCCAAGAAAGAGAGACCAGAACCACUAAAAAGAGUGACCAUCACCCCGUCGGAGAGUACCCACUUCCGAGUCAUCCUCAGCUCCGAGGCUAUGGAGGAUGAAACAGAGAUCGAAAAGGAAGAUGGUGCCUCCUCAGUGUGUACCAUUGUCAAGCCAGAGCCACGCACCCCUGUCACCACAGUAACGGCAGUUGAUACUUUCGCAUCUGUCAGCACCGUAACCUCUCUGAGUUCUGUAACCCCCACUGAGCCCCUGGAUGUUCUGACAACUUCCACGCCAUCCAACAGCCAACAGAGUGAUUCACCCUCAAAGAAGAAAGGUGUCCCAAAGAGGAGCCAGCAUCAGGGUCCUGAGGAUAUCUACCUAGAUGACCUGAAUGUACUUGAGCCUGAUGUUGCUGCAAGAUAUUUUCCUAAGAGUGAGGCUGAGGCAGCCACUAAGCACUGGAUGGACUCGGAGAUGCUCUCUGGUUCUCCGUCUCCUCAGUCGGUGGGUAGUGCUGCAGCUGACAGUGGGACAGAGUGUCUGUCUGACUCAGCAAGUGACCUCCCGGACGUCACCCUUUCUCUGUGUGGAGGCCUCACAGAAAAUGCUGAAAUAUCCAAAGAAAGGUUCAUGGAGCAUAUCAUCACCUAUCAAGAAUUUGCAGAAAAUCCAGCAAUUAUAGAUAACCCCAACUUGGUAGUAAAGAUAGGAAAUAGAUAUUAUAACUGGACGCUUGCUGCCCCCUUGAUUCUAAGUCUACAAGCAUUUCAGAAGAAUUUACCAAAGGCUACAGAGGAGGCCUGGGUGAAGGAGAAAAUGCCAAAGAAGGCAGGCCGCUGGUGGUUCUGGCGAAAGAGGGCGGACAGUGCAAUCAAGCAGUCAGAAACCAAGAUGGAAACCAAGGAGGAGUCUCAUUCGGGGGAGGAAGGCCCCUCUGUAUCGCAGGAGAAGCUGGCCUCACCACCUAAAGCAGGAGACUCAUCCAGCGACGAAGAGUCCAAGGAGGUGAGUGCUGCAUCCUGUCAAGAACGACUGCAGCCGGUAGAUGUUCCGCACCACCCUACCCCCCACACAUACAGGAAGUCACUACGCCUCUCUUCUGAUCAGAUAGCCAGUCUGAAACUGAAGGAGGGACCCAAUGAUGUUACUUUUAGCAUCACCACUCAGUACCAGGGUACGUGCCGCUGCGAGGGGACCAUCUACAUGUGGAACUGGGACGACAGAGUCAUUAUCUCUGACAUAGAUGGCACCAUCACCAAGUCAGAUGUGUUUGGACAGAUCCUGCCACAGCUGGGGAAGGACUGGACUCACCAAGGCAUCGCCAAGCUCUACCACUCAGUGGCUGAGAACGGCUACAAGUUCUUGUACUGCUCAGCUCGAGCUAUUGGCAUGGCAGACAUGACGAGAGGCUACUUGCAGUGGGUCAAUGAUGGAGGCACCAUCCUGCCCAGAGGACCUCUGAUGCUGUCUCCCAGCAGCCUCUUCUCUGCCUUCCACAGGGAGGUUAUCGAGAAGAAGCCAGAGAUCUUCAAGAUUGAAUGCCUUACAGACAUCAAGAACCUGUUCCAGCAUAACAAGCAGCCAUUCUACGCUGCCUUUGGGAAUAGAACUAAUGAUGUGUUUGCCUAUAAGGAGGUGGGAGUUCCUGUGUGUCGGAUCUUCACAGUUAACCCUAAGGGAGAGUUGAUCCAGGAGCAGACCAAGGGCAACAAGUCUUCCUACGGCCGGCUGAGUGAGCUGGUGGAGCACGUGUUCCCUCUGUUGAGCAAAGAGCAGAACGAGGCCUUUCUCAUGCCAGAGUUCAGCUCUUUCUGUUACUGGAGACAGCCCAUACCAGACAUCAACCCGGAUGAACUGCUCUGAUCCAGCACAUGUGGAUACCAAGGUAUACAUAUACAUGACUGUGCACUUAGACGCAUCUCCAGGAAAACCCGUGGACUGGAACCUCGACUUCUCUCCAUGGUUCUCAAACACAUGAACUGUACAGUGAGUGUGACACAGGAGCAGAGCUGUGAACAUACACUCAGAGAAACUGGUGAACUUUAAUUAACCCAUCAGUGAUAAGUGGAAGUUAUAUUCAGAACAAAUUCUGUUUAACAGUCACUGAAAAUAUCUCAUCCCUGGGAGACAAGACUCUAAUUGCGAACUAAAUUAUUAUUAUUAUUUCCUCAUGCCUGUGAAGGCAGCCUAACGCGGCAAGCACUCUUUAGUCCUCAUCGCUGUACAGGGACACAGAUCUGAGAUAAAUCUCUUCUUUCUAACUUCUAGCAGAGGAUGAUCUGCUCUUCUGGGGAGCAGCAGGAGCCCCACACGAGGCAUUAGCCUCAAGCACUUGAGUCUGAGCUGCACGGAAGGAAAACGUUUUCUCAUGUUUCCCAUUUUCUGAACUCCCCGAGGAAUUGAAGUGAAUCAUUCAAAGCAGAAAAAGACGUAUUGUUAAUUAAAACAGGAAAGAAAAUUAUCAUAGGACGCAAGUCAUGUGCUGGUAAUACUUUUGCCCUGGGUGCUAUGUAUGUCUCGACGCAAGGUUCAGCCUUUGUUUGGAGGAUUUAAUUUCAGUUUUCUAAAAGAAAAUUGAAGUGAAAUAGCGAUAUUGGCCGGAAAAUAACUCUGAACCAUUUAAACUCUGUAGAAACAGUAGGAGAGCUACCACAGGUGCUCAGUUUUGUUCCUCACGCCCUCGACCCUGGACAGACUGGAGUUAUCAGCCCACUGCUGGUUUCAGAAGACCACUUUCCCCUGGAGAGGAUUCAACCUUCAACCUUCAACCUAUGUUUAUAUUCCAGGUCGUGACUGGGAUUUACUUUUGCCAACAAGUAUGUGAAGAAGUGCUGUUAAAGAAAAGAAAAUGACGCAGCUUCAUGACUUUGCUGUUAUUUUAAUGUUCUGUUUAUUCAAGCUCUGGCAAAUCAGUAUGUUUUCUUAACAAUGCAGUCAUUAUUUAUGAUAAUUGAUAUGUUUAAGUUAUUGACUUCUAUCGUGAUGCCUUUUUGUUUGUCUGAAGAAGGCUUCUCAAAUGCAAUGUGGAAAUAUUUCAAAUUGUAUUUUGUAUGUUUGGUCACAGGUUAACAUGCACUUAACAGUAUCUGCUACGCCUUGCACGAACUUAAAUUUUUUUUUGUCUUGUAUCCCAUUUUCUCAAUGAUUCCUUGAUUUACAGUGAAACUUUCAACAUUUAAUCCACACACACAUUCCUCAGCAAACCCUCAGAAUCCGCAGCUUUAGUUAUGAGAAUAUGUGAGUACAUGUAAAACAUGUGGAGAUGUAAGAAGAGCUUCAACUGAAGGGUGUCCGUUUGCGAUUUUGCCUGAAGGAUGACGUGUGUGCGUGUGUGCGUGUGUGUGUGUGUGUGUAUGCGUGUGUGUGUAUGCGUGUGCGUGCACCUAAGUCACUGAGUGCUGCUGCUGCUGGUUGACGGUAUCACUCGCCCUUUUGUUCCCUCAGUGGCUUUACCGAGACGUAUCCGACGCACUUUGUCUAAGCUUCACCCAGAGACACAGAUUCACAACUCAGCACACGUCUCACCCACAUCCGCUCCUCGUCGUCACAGACCACAGUCGGCAAUUAAUGCAGGAUGAGGAGUUGGAGUUUUACCUCUUUGUUAUGCGAGUCACAGUCGAACACCACAGACAAAUCAGCUGCUCUGAAAGAUGUUAGUGUGAGUUAUUGACGACGGGUGGUUAGUAUUUGUUGGUCGCAGGGCAACAUGUCGGAGUUGGAGGAGAAAACAGUUGUGGUGCGGAACAGACAUGAAAGUAGUAUCACAGCCACCCCUGUGUGUGUGUGUGUGUGUGUGUGUGUGUGUGUGUGUGUGUGUGUGUGUGUGUGUGUGUGUGUGUGUGUGUGUGUGUGUGUGUGUGUGUGUGUGUGUGUGUGUGUGUGUGUGUGUGUGUGUGUGUGUGUGUGUGUGUGUGUGAGAGUGCACAGAAAAAAAGACUGAUGCUUUGCCUCUGGUCAUCAGAGGAAGAGCCAUUGGGUCAUGUUUGGAGAUAAACAGGAAAUACUUGACUGUGCACAGGAAGCUUUUUGAAGUGCUUCACUGUUGUGUGUGUGUGGAUGUUUUGGGAAAACAAUUGUGGGCAGAUGUGCCGCCCUGCUGACGUGGAUCUGACCAGUGUGAUGAUGAUAAUGAUGAUGAUGAUAAUAAUGAUGAUGAUGAGGAUUAAAAAUCGUAAAGCAGCAGGAGCAAGGGAGAAGAAAAGCACAACAGACAAGUUCUCUCCCAUCGAGUUUUCAUUUAGAUUUUAGUCGUCCUAAUUUGACUGAAGUGUUUCCGAGUUCACUCUCUACCACCGGUGUGUCUGUGCGUGUUUUUUCCUUUUGAGACGUCUGCUUGUUCUCCACGAAGUUUGGUGAAGUCAGAUAAAUAUUAUAAUGAACUAAAUGAAUUCCAUUCUUUCUAUGAAAGUAAAGCAUCUUGUGUGGAAGAAUCACACUUCAUCCCCUAUGACCCCGGGACACGUGGUAAAUAUUGUUCUCACUGCUCGACUGCUGUGGAAAACACGUUCCAGUAUAUUUACUGAUCAUCACGUUCUUCUGUCUCCGAUGCCUUUGUUAUUUUAUCGUUUCUUUUAAAGCGUGUGAUCUGUUUGCUUCGUUCGGUUUGGAGGUUAACGCUCGUUUAUUUUAAUGUGUCUGACCAACAGAGAUACCUUAAGUGUAUUUGCUGUGUUUGAUUUGUAUAGAGAUGUGGUUGAAAAUAUGUUUAAAAAAAGAGAAGGAAAAGUAAUACAGGCCUGUGGAAGCUAACAAAGUGUGGCUUGUGGUCACAUUUGUAUUAAAUAAAGUUUCUAACUGAA